Molecule: messenger RNA, 1817 nt
Organism: Manis pentadactyla (Chinese pangolin)
Lineage: Eukaryota; Metazoa; Chordata; Mammalia; Pholidota; Manidae
Gene: PRSS27
Product: serine protease 27
Exons: 6
Coding region: 720-1688 (322 amino acids)
Biological process (GO): proteolysis
Molecular function (GO): serine-type endopeptidase activity
Source: RefSeq, a predicted model, not a curated record
CCGCCCGCCCGGCCGCCCCGGCCGCGGGUUCCCGGAGGCCCCGCCCGCGGCCCGGGGAGGAGGGCGCGGGGUCGGGGCCGCCUGGCACCCGUCGCUUUUGGGUCGGGGCUUCCGGGACCAGCUCUGGGAGGGGCGCCGGUGAGGAGCGCCGGGGCUGGGGACCCCGUGUCCCACAGUGUCUCCUGCCGGGCUCCGUGGGCACCGGUGACCUGGGCUGCUCCGUGCCCGCGCCCCCAGCCGUGUAAGGCCCAGGCCUGUUUGUUUCGUUCCCUGACGCCCGGCACAGAGUCAGUGCUCAGUAAAUACGGUGGAUGAAAGAAUGAAUGACCAGAGCGGGGAGGGUCUCCCGGCAGGGCAGGCUGCAGUCGGGGGACCUGGGGGCAGCUGGGGGCUGCCUGUGCACACAGCGGAGGGCCGAACCCCAGGCCGCAAGCACCCAGAUGGGGCAGGUGGACGCUGGCCCCAAGACCCCAGUGUGUCAGGGUUAGGGGUCUGGCCCGUCAGGUUCAGGGCCGGGUCAUGGAGGAGCUGGGGUUCUGGGGCACCUCCUUCCUGCCGAGAAGACCUGGACAGGCCGGGCCGACAGGUCUAGUGGCAUAGCCAAGCGGACACUCACCUCCAGCAUAAAACCCCACUUCAUGGAGCUCUGCACCACGCGCUGCUCUCGGACGUCCUGGCUCUGAUGCCCCCCUGCCCAGCGCCUCAGUCAGGCUGAGACCAUGAGGCGGCUGCCGGCCCUGGCCCUGCUCCUGCUGCUGCGGUUUGGGGCUCAGGGGGACGAGGCAUCAAGUGUCUGCGGGCGCCCAAGGAUGCUGAGCCGGAUGGUGGGCGGGCAGGAUGCCUUGGAGGGCGAAUGGCCGUGGCAGGUCAGCAUCCAGCACAACGGGAGCCACAUCUGUGGCGGCAGCCUGAUCACGGAGCGGUGGGUCCUCAGCGCGGCGCACUGCUUUUCCAACUCCUCUGCAACAUCCCUGUACCGGGUCCUGCUCGGGGUGAGGCAGCUGGAGAGGCCGGGGCCGCAUGCUGUGUAUGCCCGGGUGAAGCGGGUGGAGAGCAACCCCCUGUACCAGGGCGUGGCCUCCAGUGCCGACGUGGCCCUGGUGGAGCUGGAGGCGCCCGUGAAGUUCACCAACUACAUCCUCCCUGUGUGCGUGCCUGACCCCUCGGUCAUCUUUGAGACGGGCAUGAACUGCUGGGUCACAGGCUGGGGCAGCCCCAGUGAGCAAGACCGCCUGCCCAACCCGCGGACCCUGCAGAAGCUCUCUGUGCCCAUCAUCGACACGCCCAAGUGCAACCUGCUCUACGGCAAAGACAGCGAGUCCGGCUUCCAGCCGAAAACCAUCAAGGCUGACAUGCUGUGCGCCGGCUUCGCCGAGGGCAAGAAGGAUGCCUGCAAGGGCGACUCGGGGGGCCCACUGGUGUGCCUCGUGGGCCAGUCAUGGCUGCAGGCUGGGGUGAUCAGCUGGGGCGAGGGCUGCGCCCGCCGGAACCGCCCAGGGGUCUACAUUCGGGUCACUGCCCACCACAACUGGAUCCACAGGGUCAUCCCGGAGCUGCAGUUCCAGGCCAGGUCGGGUGGCCAGAGGCGGGACCCCUGGGGCCAGCAGCCCCUCAGUGGGAGCUCUGCGCCCUGCCUGGCGGCCCACGCAGUCCUCCUGGCGCUGAUGGCCCUGCUCCCCCUCCUCUGAGCCCCAGCCCACCCCCCAUUCCCCGGUGCAAACUUGUAAAUAGCUCUCCGAUGCUCCCUUUCUCUCAGAGGCCAAGAUAUUUUUAUUUAUGUUUAUCCUUCAAUAAAAAGCUGACUUGAGUGCCAGCCA